AUGACUGCUUACAUUGAUGAAAAUACCAAACAACCGAUAAUUUCAACAACGCAUGGACAAGUGCGUGGACAAUUGCGUGAUACCGUUUAUGGCGAUCAGUAUUAUUGCUUCGAUGGUAUACCCUACGCCAAGCCUCCGUUGGGAGAACUCCGUUUCAAGUCACCACAGUCAGCUGAUCAUUGGGAGGGUGUGCGCGAUUGCACUGAAAUCGCACCUAAAUGCAUACAAUAUAAUCGUUAUACCGAUUCUGUUGAGGGUUCCGAAGAUUGUCUAUAUCUGAAUAUUUAUGCCAAGAAGCUUAAGUCAGACAAACCACUGCCUGUUAUGGUUUAUAUACAUGGCGGUGGCUUCACAACUGGCAGUGCGUCUCGUCUUAACUGGGGACCAGACUAUUUCAUGAUGAGAGAUGUGAUAUUCGUAACAAUUGGACAUCGUAUGGGAGCGCUAGGUUUCCUCAGUUUCCCAGAACUGCAAGUUUCCGGAAAUGCUGGACUCAAAGAUAUUGUAGCAGCAUUAAAAUGGCUUAAAAUGAAUUAUCACAACUUCAAUGGCGAUGCAGAUAACAUUACGCUCUUCGGACACAGCGCGGGUAGUGCGGCCACGCAUAUACUUAUGAUGGCACCGCAAUGUGAGGGGCUAUUUCAUAAAGCCAUACUCAUGUCCGGCACAGUUAUACACAUUCGCGAAAUACCCAAUUUACAGCUCCGUUUCGCUAAACAUAUUGGUUAUGAAGGUUCCGAAGACAACGAAAGCAUAUUAAAUUAUCUGCAUGGACUUGAAGCCAAGAAAUUGACCAACGUAGAUUUCCUAACUAAAGAAGAGAAAGAGCGGAAUCUAACCUAUCUAUUCUUUCCGACAAUAGAAGAUGCCAACACAAUGGAUGCAAUAAUCACUAAAGACCCAUUCGAGGCGUUUGCUGAAACAACAGCUUGGUCCCAUAGAAUGCCGCUAAUGCUAGGUGGCACCUCUUUGGAGUCGCUCUUGAGUUAUAAGUUCUACACAACUAUUCCGGAGCUCUACGAUAUACUCAAUUUGCAUCCAGAAUAUGUGCUCUCCAGCGAAAUAAUUCGCAAAUGCGAUUUGCUAACGCAAAAAGCGCUGGCAAAGAAAUUAAUCAAAUUGCAUAUAGGCAAUGAAGUCAUGGAUAAAGAGAAUGCACUAAGCCUGAUAAAAUUAGCAUCGUAUGGCCAUUAUUACCAUCCCAUGCACCGCUAUAUGUGUGCCCGUCUACGGCGUGCGAUAGCACCUACGUAUCUCUAUCGCUUUGACUUUGACUCGCCCGAUUUCAAUUUGUAUCGCAUUAAAAAGUGUGGUCGGAAUGUGCGAGGCGUAGCGCAUGUCGAUGAUCUCUCCUAUAUAUUUUACAUGCCAGAAUCCUUUAAGUUGACGCGUGACUCUGCAGAGUUCCGUACCAUAGAAUAUAUGUUGGAUUUAUUUACAACAUUUGCCCGCACUUCCGACCCUAAUGCAGGCUCCAUUAAGCCAACUGUUUGGGAACCGCUGUCGGCAUUUGGCGAACACAAAUGUUUGAAUAUCUCCAAUGAAAUUAGUUUUGUGGAUUGGCCCGAAUCGGAAAUAUGUAAUAUUUAUGAUGAAUAUUACAAAGAGGCGGGUGUGAAGCUGUUUUGAAUGCUAGAGCUUGGUCCAAAAGAAUUCAAGUAUACACAAUUUAAUUAGCUAUUAUUAAG
This is a messenger RNA of Bactrocera latifrons, 1688 nucleotides long. RefSeq names its product esterase B1-like. Lineage: Eukaryota; Metazoa; Arthropoda; Insecta; Diptera; Tephritidae. The record is from RefSeq and is a predicted model, not a curated record. The transcript is spliced from 5 exons. Bases 1 to 1629 code for a protein of 542 amino acids.